UGUUGUGUCUUCUCCAGACUCCUGUCCUCCCUGUCAGCUCUGCUGUCCUGCACUUUCAUCAUCUCACUCGUGUUUGCCAUCAUACCACUGUGUCACCAUGUGGUGCUGCUGUCCAUCGCCAUGGCAAUCGCAGGCAAAGCCAUGGGGUUAAUUGACACCAUCGCCAAUCUGCAGCUAGUGAAGCUGUACCAGAAGGACUCUGCCGUUUUCCUGCAGGCCCUGCAUUUCUUCAUAGGUCUGGGAGCGUUGGUCAGCCCCCUGGUGGCUGAACCUUUCUUGUCAGAGGACAGCUGCGUUGUAUUGUCCAACAGGACGACCAACUCCUCGUCUUCGCCUGACCUUGAGCACCUCCGCAGCAGCCUUGCUGGACAAGGAGUGGCAUUGCACAACAUGUCACAGUACCAUCUGUACACUGAAGGUGUCAUCAUCACAAGUGUGGCCUAUGCUUUCUGGAUUAUGGCUCUUAUCAAUCUCCCUGUGCCAGCAGCAGUGCUUGCACUCAUGUACCACGAGAGACUUCUGCCUUGCUGCAGGAAGAGUCCAUGUCUGCUAGAAAAGGACUCCCUGUCCAGCACGAGUCCUGCCGUGGAUCAUGUUGAAGGACACACGAGUGUGUUCGGUUGCUGUCACCCUGCCAAACUGCGGGGUCACCCUGCUACGUUCUUCAUCCUCCAUGCUCUAGGUGGAGCUAUCCUCUUCAUUACUGAUGGGAUCAUUGGUUCCUAUGCUGGUUUCAUCUACACCUAUGCAGUCUCCCCUCCCCUGCUCAUGGGUCACAAGGCUGCUGGCUGUUUGGACAGUGUAUUUUGGGCCGCCAUCACAUUAGGAAGGCUUGCUUUCAUCUACCUGUCCUGCAGAUACACGGCACCCAGGCUGCUCACCUUCAGUCUGGUGGGAGUCAUACUGGUGCAGUGUCUGCUGAUGAUCUUCUACACAAGCUCUGUGUUUCUCUUCUUCGGGACUUGUGUGUUGGGUCUGUGCAUUAGCAGUGUGUUUCCCUCCAUGGUCGCGUAUACAGAGGACUUACUGGACUACAAAGGUUGUGCCACAACUGUUCUGGUGACCAGUGCCAGCACGGGAGAAAUGAUGCUGCAGUUGAUUGUGGGAUCGGUGAUCCACAGUCACGGCAGUUACGCUUUCCUGUUGUGUUGUACAGUUGCCUCUUUCAUCGGUUUCUGCCUUCUCCUGCUGCUCAUAUUUGUCCAGCACGUCCACAGAAACGGCCACACAGAUUCACGGGAAAGCAUGAAUAUGAAAGAGAAUCCAUCUACGGGGGGCUCGUGACCCGAGACCAGAGGACACAGUGUGGACAACAAAGAAAGAUGAUAAGCUCAGAGAAAUAAAUGGACAUGCAGUCAUCUUACCCAGCAACAAGAUGCAGAGCUUCAUCCUGGCCUUGUCCAAGUAAACAAAGAGGGAGAGAUCUACUUUCAAGCCUGAUGAUCAACAAGCUGGAAGUGCAAUACAAGAUUAGAUUUUUGGUAAUGUGUAACUCACAUUUGGAUUCAAAUGACACUUGAAUGAAGUUUCGGAGGUAAAUUCUUACUGUGACA
Molecule: messenger RNA, 1553 nt
Organism: Solea senegalensis (Senegalese sole)
Lineage: Eukaryota; Metazoa; Chordata; Actinopteri; Pleuronectiformes; Soleidae
Gene: slc60a1a
Product: major facilitator superfamily domain containing 4Aa
Exons: 9
Biological process (GO): transmembrane transport
Source: RefSeq, a predicted model, not a curated record